AUGGCCGAGUUUAUCGAGUGCGUCACGCCGGUUCUGUAUGCGGUCUACCUUGCCGUCCUGUACCAUCUCCCGACUGCUGCUUACUACCCGCACACGCGCUUGCUGACGCCUGAAAAGUUCGCAACUACAGAGACAAAUCUCAUUCUUUACGCCCUGAUCGAAAUCUCGUUGUUUGUGGGUCUGAAUAUUCUGCUCAGAAGGAAUUUUGGGUUUUCCCCGCUCUACCAGCUUGCGUUCGUGUUCGAGACGCACGUUCGCACUCUCCAAAGUCAUCUUUUCGUUUGGGUAUUGUGCAUCUUGCAGAUCACUCUCGUCCACAAUGGUAAGAUGCGAAGCGAUGGCUGCCUCGUCGUGGCUCGGAGGCUAAGACAGGGGUUUUUUGUUUGCUUGUGUAGGUGUUGA
Phytophthora sojae is the source of this 402-nucleotide messenger RNA. RefSeq lists its product as hypothetical. The record is from RefSeq and is a predicted model, not a curated record. Lineage: Eukaryota; Oomycota; Peronosporomycetes; Peronosporales; Peronosporaceae. Bases 1 to 402 code for a protein of 133 amino acids. The transcript has a single exon.